GUUGCGGCGCGGCGGCGGCGGCGGAGGUGGCGGCCGGCGGGCCCGGGCGGCGGCAUGCCGCGGGACAACAUGGCCACGCUCAUCCAACGCAUCGCCCGCCAGGCGCGGCUAACCUUCUGCCGCGGCGGAGGCGGGGGCGGCGCGCCCGAGGCCGGGUUCCCCGAGAACCUGCAACAGCUGCAACAGCUGCUGAGCCAGCUCCGCGCCGAAGACCUGAACAUCAGCCCGCGGCGUACCGCGCUGCCCUCGCCCCCGGCCCGGCCGCCCCACCUGCCUCCAGUCACCUACAUGCACAUCUGCGAGACGCCCGAUUUCAGCCUGGGCGUGUUUCUGCUCAAGAGCGGUACGUCCAUCCCACUGCACGAUCACCCCGGCAUGCACGGCGUACUCAAGGUGCUCUACGGCACGCUGCGCAUCAGCUGCCUGGACCCGCUGCCUCCCGGGGGGCCGGGAGACCCCGGCGCGCCGGGGGAGGGGCAGCCGCCUCCACCGUCUGCCCCGCCCCGCUUCGACCCCCCGCUGCGCCCCGGUCAGCGCGCCGUCGUGCGGCGGGCACUGUUGCGCUCCCGCGCCGAGUACACCGAAGCCAGCGCGCCCUGCCUGCUCAGCCCGCAGCGCGACAACCUGCACCAGAUCGACGCCGUGGACGGGCCCGCCGCCUUCCUCGACAUCCUCGCUCCACCCUACGACCCCGACGACGGCCGCGACUGCCACUACUACCGGCUCCUGGAGCCCGCCGCACCUGCCUGCACCGUCGCUCCCGGGCCCGGACCCGCACCCGCUCCCGGCCCGGCCGCGCCUCCACCCGUGCCCCGGGAAGUAUGGCUCCUCGAAACGCCUCAGGCCGCCGACUUCUGGUGCGAAGGCGAGCCCUACCCGGGCCCCAAGGUCACUCCGUGAGCCGGUCGCCCCGGCGGAGUCUUCGCGCGCCCAUCACUCGCAAGCCAUGUGCCCCGCUGUCUCUCCUCCGGGGGCCGCGGGGUCUGAUAAUCUAGGUGCAAGUAAAUUAGUUGGGAAAGCAGCCUCCUUUUUUUCCUUUUUUUUUAACGGGACGGGGUGAAGUCCACUCUCGGCCGCGGGGCGCCGAGGGGUGGGCAGCGUGCGUCCGUCCCACUCGUCCUCGCCCCGCCCCGCCGCGUCUGCGGGCCCGGCGCUGUGUCCGCCAGACGCGGCCCGGCGCGUUUUUUAGGCUUCCGGGCGACUGAAUGUAGUCCACGGCCUCCCCCUCCCCCCCUACGCCGGAGCUCUCCUGGGGAUAAGGGGGGUGGGUGGGCGGGGGCCGGGGCCGGGCUCCGGGAGAGGGCCCCGGGCGGGGAGCGCCAGGGCCGGGCCGGGGCCUCGGCUCGGGGGCCGGGGAAUUUUUUUAACUGGGCUACUGAGCAGCUUCUUUGUUAUUCCGAUGUCGGAGACGAUGGCUUGGGGCGUCUGGAGCCCUGUUGUUUCCCUCUUUAUACUAUUUAUAGAGUUUACUUUUUCAUAAAACUUUUAAUAAAAACGAGUUGUAGAAAUAAACUACUUACAAACCUGCCCGGCUGUCGUGUAAGCAGUCUUGAUUGACUUGCCCACGUGGGGAUGUGUGAGUUCCAGCCUUGCUAAUAAAGGGAAAUAUUUUGUAGUUGGUGAAAGCUGGUGUUCAUCCUGCAGGGAAACUCUGUGCCUAUACCUCCCUAUGCAUACCGGCUCACCCAGGCCCAAGUGCGGGGGCCCCGAUUCCAAGGGGAUCCCUUUAUUUCUUAUAUUUUAAAUGCCUGCUGAACUUAACGGCAUACUACUGCUCUGGGACUCGGACACAUCCCCACGUCUUCUUUUCCAUGUGGACUAAUUGUGGCGGGGGGAGCUCACGUUGUGUUCAGAUCUUUUUUAUUGUAGUCUGAUAUCCUAGUGUGUGAUUUAAGACACCUUUCGACCAUUCGGGGCAGCUCUUUACUUAGCUCAGAAAGCUCAACUAUUAAGUACAAUAACUGCUAUAUAUGCAACUCAAUUUACUUAACAGAAGCAUUAACAUAACAAAAAUGUGUUCAUUUGGUAUUUUUUUGGGCACAGUGAUGAAUGUAUUAUGGUAUGAUUAUGGCAUACCUCCUUUUGGAAAUACAUUGUAGAACAGAAGCCAUUAACUAAGAUAAAGUGUUACUUGUAAUUUAUGUCACGUUUUACAGUAAUUCAACUGAUUCUUUAAAUGUGACUUUUGCUAACUCGUUCAGCAGAGGACUGUUGUGACGGCUGGGUUCUGCCUUAUUCUUCAGAAUUCCAUUCAGUAAAUGAAUAAUAAGGUUCUUACACAAGCAGCAGCUUUUGGAAAGGCUUGAGUGUUUUUCAAAAGUUUCCCUAAAAUUGCCAUUGCCCAGAAAAGGAUGAGUAUUGCUUGUUUGGGGUUUUUGUGGAUGAUUGUUCUAUGAGAUGGACACGGCUUGCCUUUGGUCCUCUAGAGCAGUGCUUCAGGUGUGGUCAGCAGCAAUGACAACCAAAUAUACCUUUCUAGAGCUUCCUGGGACUGAGCAGGCCACUGAGGAAGAGAAUCCUUCACUAAAGACUUGAGGGCCAAAGGAUUGGGCUGGCACCUUGAGGCACUGAACUGACUCCAGAUGCUGCUAAUUCGUGCUCCCUCCAACCCACAUGGACCGUUUAACAACCAGACAGAAGCUUAAUGUGGUAUCGUGGACGGCACCUACCCCUCAGAAGACAGGGUGUUUCUUGUUCAUUAAAACAUAAUAGACAAUGAGCACACAGAAAUGAAUCGUUAAAACUUUUUUCUGUUUAAUACAAAAAUGCAAUAAUUUCCUCUUACGGGUGAGAAGUAUUCAAUAUAAAUGUUUCAAAAGUUCUUCCUCUCUUCCUCUUGACUAAUACUCUUGAGUGAAAGAUCAUAUGUAUACUUAAUCUUUUGCAAGAACUGUCUUUAAUAAGCAUGCUUUGCAUGGAUUAAAAUGUGCCUGAGUUGCUAUUUGUUAAUGAAAGUGCAGUGUAUUCAAGUAGCAUGAAUGUUCUCUAUAGAAUGGAUUCCUUGAACUUUGACAUUAACAGUUGUAACUUCCUUGAGUCUACCUGUUUGAUCUCUUUGACAUUCAUUUUCCUUAAAACUGCUUCAGCCAUGUCAGUACUUGCUGAUCCAUUCCUCUUGGUUCUGUGACCUGUUGUGCUAGUUCUACUGCCCAGAAAAGAAGCAAUAUUUUGUUUAAUUUAGAACAUUUUAGCCUCCAAUGUUCCAUUGUGAUCACACAGUGAAAACUGAUGCUACUCCACUUUAAUGAUCUAGGAAUGAGAGCUUGGAGAUUCCAACCAUUUCAAGAGUAGGUGACAAUUAGAAUAGAGUGAUUGAUUAUUUACAAUACACUGAAGCAUCUGGUGUCAAACACAAACUGCUGAGUCCAUCCUAGAUUCUGCUGCUUCUAUUGGGACUGUUUGGAGUUUCUGGAUUUAAGUGUUAGAAUAAAUAUUCACUAUAUCUUUUGGCAAAUAGAGAUGUAAAAUGUUUGACUUGUACAUUUUAAUUGCUUAUUAAAGAAUGCUUAGACCAAGGGUUCUUAACCUUUUUUUUUUCCUGUCUUGGACUGCUCACAAUGAUGUUUUUGAAUGCAUAAGAUACAUAGUUAUGACCAAAAAAACAAAGAACACUUGAUCAGUUGACAAAAAAAAUUUUUUUAAGUUCAGGGAUACCAGGUUAAGAACCCUUAGCAUAGAACAUAACUUCAUGUGGGGAAACCAUUUCCCUGCCCAAAUAACAUCAGCUUCCAUAAAACCCAUUCGACAAAUCCUUCGAACUCUAGCUUUAAGACAUCAGAUGAAAAACAGCUGAGACUGCAAUUUAAAAGCACAAUUAUUUGCUUCAACAGAUGAGACUGCUUUUUUUUUCUAUUUAACAAGAAAUCUGUGUAUCAUUGAAGAAAGAAACUGACUUAAGUUUCUUUCCUUCUCUCAUUUUGCGCCGCACUCUUUCUGAGACCAGGCUGGCUUUUUGCAUCUCCAGCAGCAUAGUGCUUCCUGCUGACCAGCUUUCCCUCCCCCAUCUCCCUUAAAAUGGCCAUCAGCUGGCAUGCCAGUGUGAAUAUUUACAUGCCAGUUUAAUUUCUUCCCUUUUCCCCAGCUGUUGGGAUGCUGAAAUAAAGGAGCAUACUGGUUUCAACUCUUCAAA
Messenger RNA from Antechinus flavipes (yellow-footed antechinus), 4129 nucleotides. RefSeq names its product 2-aminoethanethiol dioxygenase (gene ADO). Gene Ontology annotation, cellular component: mitochondrion. Bases 55 to 900 code for a protein of 281 amino acids. The transcript has a single exon. The record is from RefSeq and is a predicted model, not a curated record. Lineage: Eukaryota; Metazoa; Chordata; Mammalia; Dasyuromorphia; Dasyuridae. Gene Ontology annotation, molecular function: oxidoreductase activity, acting on single donors with incorporation of molecular oxygen, incorporation of two atoms of oxygen.